AUGUCCCAAAGUUACAGAUCUACUAGAUCUUCUGCGAAAGAAACGCAAUCUUUUGAAAAAACCAUUAUUCAGGGUUUAGCUUCUGAUGGUGGUCUUUUCAUCCCCUCCGAGAUCCCAAGGGUGAGCCCCGAAACAUUAAAGCAGUGGUCUCAGCUGAGCUUUCAAGACCUGGCCUUCGAAAUCAUGAAGUUGUACAUCUCCAGCGAAGAAAUUCCAGAAACGGACUUGAAGGGCUUAAUUCAAAGAUCCUACUCUACUUUCCGCACUAACGAUGUCACUCCAUUGGCUAAAAAUGUUACUGGAAGCGGUGAGCACUUGCAUGUGCUAGAGCUCUUUCAUGGGCCAACGUAUGCUUUCAAGGAUGUGGCUUUGCAAUUUGUUGGUAAUCUGUUUGAAUUCUUUCUUCAAAGAGCCAACAAGGACUUGCCUCAAGACCAACGUAAGAAAAUCACUGUUGUAGGUGCCACUUCCGGUGACACAGGGAGUGCAGCUAUUUACGGUAUGAGGGGCAAGAAAGACGUUUCUGUUUUCAUCUUGUACCCAACCGGUAGAAUAUCUCCAAUUCAGGAAGAACAAAUGACAACUGUACCCGAUAAGAACGUUCAAACACUCUCUGUAAAGGGUACUUUUGACAACUGUCAGGAUAUUGUCAAGGCUAUUUUCGGCGACGUUGAAUUUAACAAAAAGCACAACAUCGGUGCUGUGAAUUCUAUAAACUGGGCGAGAAUCCUGGCACAAAUCACCUACUACUUCUAUGCUUACUUCCAAGCUACUAAAGAUGUUCAGAGCAAAGUCAAGUUUGUAGUGCCUAGCGGCAAUUUCGGCGACAUUCUAGCUGGUUACUACGCCAAGAAAAUGGGUCUCCCAGUCGAAAGGUUGGUCAUUGCCACAAAUUCCAAUGACAUUCUAGACAGAUUCAUGAAGACCGGUGUCUACGAAAGAUCCGACGAUGUGGCUGCUACUUUGUCACCUGCAAUGGACAUUCUCGUAUCUUCCAACUUUGAAAGAUUGUUGUGGUACUUGGCUCGUGAUGUGCUGGCCUCUAAUGAUGACCAGAAGGCCGGAGAAAUUUUGAAUCAAUGGUUUGUUCAGCUCAAAACCGAAGGCAAAUUCGAGGUUGAUCCUGCUGUCAUUAAGCAUGCGUUGAUCGACUUCGACUCUGAAAGGGUUUCAGACUCGGAAACCAAGGAUACUAUCAAGACUACUUACGAGACAUCCCAAAAUCCUAAGAACUACAUUUUGGACCCACACACUGCCGUCGGUGUAUGCGCUACAAAGAGACAAAUGGUCAAAGACAACGACAAAUCUAUUCAAUACAUUUCUUUGUCCACCGCACACCCCGCCAAGUUCGCUGAAGCUGUGAAUGAUGCUUUGUGCUCCUUUGAAGGAUACUCGUUUGAGAGGGAUGUCUUGCCCGAUGAGUUGCAAAAGCUCUCUACCCUGGAAAAGAAAUUGAAAUUUGUUGAAAAGGCUGAUAUCGAGCUUGUGAAAGCCACCAUCGAAGAGGAACUGGCUAAGAUGGGGUUACUGUAG
Molecule: messenger RNA, 1533 nt
Organism: Lachancea nothofagi CBS 11611
Lineage: Eukaryota; Fungi; Ascomycota; Saccharomycetes; Saccharomycetales; Saccharomycetaceae
Source: the annotation of a GenBank genome assembly